Molecule: messenger RNA, 888 nt
Organism: Macaca mulatta (Rhesus monkey)
Lineage: Eukaryota; Metazoa; Chordata; Mammalia; Primates; Cercopithecidae
Gene: FGFBP1
Product: fibroblast growth factor binding protein 1
Biological process (GO): cell-cell signaling
Molecular function (GO): growth factor binding
Source: RefSeq, marked inferred
AGUGUUAUAAAAACCCAGUGAGUGUUGUAAAAACCCAGUCAGCCUGCCUCCUGUUGAAUAGUCCACCCUCCUUGCACUCCACCUGAGACAGCUGCAGCCUGCAAUUCACUCCCACCUCCUGGGAUUGCACUGGAUCGGUGUGCUCAGAACAAGGUGCCCGCCCAGUUGCAGCCAUGAGGAUCCGUAGCCUCACCCUGCUCUCCUUCCUCCUACUGGCUGCUCAGGUGCUCCUGGUGGAGGGAGAAAAAAAAGUGAAGAAUGGACUUCACAGCAAAGUGGUCUCAGAACAAAAGGACACUCUAGGCAACACCCAGAUUAAGCAGAAAAACAGGCCUGGGAACAAAGGCAAGUUUGUCACCAAAGACCAAGCCAACUGCAGAUGGGCUGCGACUGAGCAGGAGGAGGGCAUCUCUCUCAAGGUUGAGUGCACUCGAUUGGACCAUGAAUUUUCCUGUGUCUUUGCUGGCAAUCCAACCUCGUGCCUAAAGCUCAAGGAUGAGAGAGUCUAUUGGAAACAAAUUGCCCGGAAUCUGCGCUCGCAGAAAGACAUCUGUAGAUAUUCCAAGACAGCCGUGAAAACCAGAGUGUGCAGAAAGGAUUUUCCAGAAUCCAGUCUUAAGCUAGUCAGCUCCACUCUAUUUGGGAACACAAAGCCCAGGAAGGAAAAAACAGAGAUGUCCCCCGGGGAGCACAUCAAGGGAAAAGAGACCACCCCCACUAGCCUAGCAGUGACCGAGACCAUGACCACCAAAGCUCCCGAGUGUGUGGAGGACCCAGAUAUGGCAAACCAGAGGAGGACCGCCCUGGAGUUCUGUGGAGAGACUUGGAGCUCUCUCUGCACAUUCUUCCUCAGAAUAAUACAGGACACGUCAUGCUGAUGAGGUCAAA